Molecule: messenger RNA, 1008 nt
Organism: Fusarium verticillioides 7600
Lineage: Eukaryota; Fungi; Ascomycota; Sordariomycetes; Hypocreales; Nectriaceae
Exons: 5
Coding region: 1-1008 (335 amino acids)
Biological process (GO): carbohydrate metabolic process; pentose-phosphate shunt, non-oxidative branch
Cellular component (GO): intracellular anatomical structure
Molecular function (GO): transaldolase activity
Source: RefSeq, a predicted model, not a curated record
AUGACUCUACAGACUGAGAAUAGCUUCUUGCAUGAGAUUGAGCAAAAGACUCUCCAGGAUCCUUCAAACGCGGAAGUAAUCAAUGCUACGGCCUUUGAGCUUCAAGAUCAAGGUUUCCUUGCCAUACUCUCGCGACUUGCCGUUCGUCUUUGCAAAAGAAACAUCAACCUGAUUAAAGGCCGGGUCUUCGUUCAAACUAACCCUUCAGCUGCUUACAGCUACCAAGAGACCUUGGAUCAUGCUCGCCUGUACGCAUCUGAGUUUGAGAAGGCCGGGAUCCCAAAGACCAGAUACUGUAUCAAGAUCAUGGCUACAGGUCCUGGACUGAAGGCUGCCAAGAUCCUUCAGGAUGAGGGCAUUUCAACCUUGGGCACAGGCGUGUUCAGCGUGGUCCAGGCUGUGGCUUUUAGCCAAGCGGGUUGUUUGUAUAUUAGCCCGUAUUACAAUGAGAUACAAACUCACAUGGAUCCAUCUCUGUGGCCUGAUGUCCAAGACCCAGCGCUAGAGCACCCGUUCUCGCAUCGCAUCGCACAGAUGGUUCAAACAUACAAGACCUUGUUUGCUGCCACAGGCAAAGAACAGCCAUUAAUCAAGAAUGCCGGUUUUCGCUCCUACAAAGAGGUUCUCGCCUCGGCCGAACUCGGCUGUCAUUCUGCAACCAUUUCCCAGGAUCUAUUGGGGGAGCUCAAGGCUUUGGCACCUGGGGAAAUUCCACUGCCAGUAACUCCCAGGGUGGCCGCUAUGAAAAGCCCUUAUUCUGAUGAUGUAACUAUCUCUUCGCCCAGGCUAAGUGAGCUCCUUACUCGGGAUCUGCAUGAAGAGAAAGAAUGUUCGAUGAAGGGUCUGACAUUGGAUUUAUUGGCAGAUGGAGGAAAGGAAUUAGAGCAAGCUCUGGUCAAAGACUCGGAAGCCGCUCGUAUGGUUAAGGAGGCUUUGGAAAUGUUUAUCUACUGCGAGGAGGAGACCAAGAAGCUGAUCAAAGGUACAGCGGUAGUUGCAAGCCUAUAG